Messenger RNA from Heterocephalus glaber (naked mole-rat), 3385 nucleotides. It is a transcript of the gene Rimklb, whose product is annotated as ribosomal modification protein rimK like family member B. Gene Ontology annotation, molecular function: ATP binding; N-acetyl-L-aspartate-L-glutamate ligase activity; metal ion binding. NCBI's taxonomy places the organism in Eukaryota, Metazoa, Chordata, Mammalia, Rodentia, Bathyergidae. Gene Ontology annotation, cellular component: cytoplasm. Gene Ontology annotation, biological process: protein modification process. The record is from RefSeq and is a predicted model, not a curated record.
GCGCCGGCGGCAUCCCGGCCCCUCCGCGCCUCAGCGACCCCACCGGCCUGGGCCGCGGUGUCCCGGGAGGCCGCACCGGUGCGCCGACGGGCGAGGGCGGACCGCGGGCCAGUAUGUGCUGUAGUCUGCAUGUCAGGAGGCAGGCAGUCCGAAUCUGAUAAAGGAGCCAAGAAGGGGAACAUCAAAUUCAGUCACAGUCCUCCACUCAAUCAGAGCUACAUUUCUCUUCCUGCGUUUCCCACUUCUGGGGGUAGAGUUUACAUUCAAGAGGAAAUAAUCCAGAAAAAGAAGAACAAGCAGACCAAGAUGUGUAGCUCUGUGGCUGCCAAGUUGUGGUUUUUGACAGAUCGUCGCAUCAGGGAAGAUUACCCCCAAAAAGAGAUCCUACGGGCUUUGAAGGCUAAGUGUUGCGAGGAGGAGCUGGACUUCAGGGCUGUGGUGAUGGAUGAGGUGGUGCUGACAGUCGAACAAGGGAACCUGGGUCUGCGGAUCAAUGGAGAACUCAUCUCUGCCUACCCCCAGGUGGUGGUCGUGAGAGUCCCCACCCCUUGGGUGCAGAGUGAUAGUGACAUCACUGUUUUGCGUCAUCUGGAGAAGAUGGGCUGCCGAUUGAUGAACCGACCUCAAGCCAUCCUGAAUUGUGUAAAUAAAUUCUGGACAUUUCAAGAGUUAGCUGGCCAUGGUGUUCCUCUGCCAGAUACUUUCUCUUAUGGUGGCCAUGAAAACUUUGCUAAAAUGAUUGAUGAAGCGGAAGUACUGGAGUUCCCAAUGGUAGUGAAGAAUACACGGGGUCAUAGAGGCAAAGCUGUUUUCUUGGCACGAGACAAGCACCACUUGGCUGAUCUAAGCCAUCUUAUUCGCCACGAAGCACCAUACCUGUUUCAGAAGUACGUGAAGGAGUCUCAUGGACGGGAUGUUCGUGUCAUUGUCGUGGGAGGCCGUGUUGUUGGCACUAUGCUACGUUGUUCCACAGAUGGGAGAAUGCAAAGCAACUGCUCACUAGGUGGUGUGGGAAUGAUGUGCUCACUCAGUGAACAAGGGAAGCAGCUAGCUGUCCAGGUGUCCAAUAUCCUGGGAAUGGAUGUGUGUGGCAUUGACCUGUUGAUGAAAGAUGACGGCUCUUUCUGUGUCUGCGAGGCCAAUGCAAAUGUAGGUUUCAUCGCCUUUGAUAAGGCUUGUAAUCUAGAUGUAGCUGGUAUCAUAGCGGACUAUGCCGCCUCCCUUCUGCCCUCUGGCCGGCUCACCCGGCGUAUGUCCCUGCUCUCCGUGGUGUCCACGGCCAGUGAGACUAGUGAGCCGGAGCUGGGUCCCCCUGCCAGCACUGCUGUCGACAACAUGAGCGCAAGCUCCAGCUCUGUCGACAGCGACCCUGAAAGCACGGAGCGAGAGCUGCUCACCAAGCUCCCAGGGGCCCUGUUCAACAUGAACCAGCUGCUAGCCAAUGAGAUCAAACUCCUGGUGGAGUGACUGCCAGUCAGGAAUUAACCAAUAAAACCCUUGUAAAAUUUUCUUUUCAGUUUUUUUUUUUUUCCUUUUUUUAACCAACUUGCAAUGCUGUUCAUGGAAGAUGCUUAGGAGAAUGAGAGAAAAUUGGUAGGCUUAGUUAGAAGAAGGGGGAAUAAAUGUUACUCUGCUAGUAACUUACUGACUUUCAUUACAGAUGCUAUACAGAGGCAGAAGCAGUUAUAAAAGAGUCAAGCUCUCAUAGUUAACUUUUAAAUUACUACAAAAUUUGUAUGCUCUCAGGCCACGCCAUGAGGAGCGUGAACAUUUUGUUCAUGGUCCCUUGCUUUUGUUUUUAUAUGAAAAAUGUUUGGGUACAAAUACCUGAUAGCAUAACUUUACAUUGUAUUGUGAGAUCUGUAAAGAGUGGAGAAAACAUCUACCUAAAUUACAGGAACUUUUAUAGACAAAUCUGAAAAUUCUGACAUUUCACUGUUAGCAGCUUUAGUUCUUAGUAGUUUAUGAAAUCUCAAAGGGCUCUUAUUGGGAUUUCUCAUUUUUGUGUUUUGUCUUUGUUUUUUCUCUUAAUCUGGGUGGGAGGGAAAAGUGAAUAUAACCCAAUAAAGGCUUUUUAAUGACAAAAUUGGCAUGUUUGCAUGAUGAAAGGAAAUGAACAGUAUUGCAAUGUCUGGUGUACAAAAUGACAUUUACUCAAUGUAGAUAAAGUUACUCUAGUUUGAAAUAUGUGCAUUGACUCGUGUGUGUUAGUGCUUUAGUCUUUUUGAAAGAUAUAUGCUCUGUUAAUGUUGCUUUUUUUAAUACAUGCUAGUCUAACUUUCCCUGCUCUAUGCCUGCAUCUUUAACAAUGGCCAAAGUGAGAAAAAUGCAACCUUUUUGUUAACAAGACACUGACUUGAAACAUGUACAUUUAAAGCCUUUUCUUUUUUCUUUCUGUGGUUGGACAUUUAAAGAAUAAGGACAAGGAAAAAUAUUUUUAGGGGACAAGUCAAGGGCCUAUAAGUUCUUAAGUACACAACUGAAGUUGCUUCUGAUGCCAGCAUUAUGUAUUUGCAUUUUUCACAUCUUCCAAGGGAGUGUAUAUAUGUGUGUGUGUGCACGCAUGCAUGUGUAUAUGGUUUGCUUUUUGUUUAUACCAGCCAAACAAAAAAAGAUAGAUUCUAGAGAAUAGAGCAUGACAGGGAACAGUUUUUUUAUUUUAAAAAGCAGAUGAGUUGUUUUCAUGACUUACACUCCCCUGGCGUAGAGAUAAUUACCUGAAGACAUAAGGAGAAUAGAUGUUUCAUUAUGUAUUUGUAUGAUGUUUGAUUUUUUUGUUUUGUGACUGUUCCAUGUAUGAUUUAUUCAAGGCCAUAUGCUUUCCUUCAGUGCUUAUGGCUAUGCAUUCUCUCUCUUUUUGCACAUAGGAUUUGGGGUGGGUGGCCUUGUUUUUGGUUUGGGAAUUUAUUUAGCAGUACUGAGUCUCAUAUAGCCCUACUUUUAAGCCUUCAAUACUGACUACUCUUUAUAUUCCUUUAUUUUCUGAAUUUAUAAAAGCCCCAUACUGCAUACGAGCCUUUAAAAUAUGGAUAAUAACUAUUCCAGUGAUGGGUUUGCAAGGUGUGUUAAGAAAUGGAGGUACUACAGAGCUCAACAUAAUUUUUUAAACAGCAAGUUCUGUCUCCCCUACAAAUCCUCUGAAGCUUUUACCCAAGCCCUUUCUUGCCUCUUCAGUGCUAUUUUCCUUCAGGUGGACCUUAACAUAAUUUCUUGGACAUACUAUGUAGAGAAACUUUGAGGCAAUAAUAAAAGGUCAGUAUUCACCAGAUCUAACAGAGGUUUGAUCAUGCUUACUUGUACAGUUUUCCCCUCAUUUAAAAAAGGCAUGUAAUAAACUUGGUUUUUUUCUGUAGAUUUAAGUAAUAUUAAAAUUGAGUGAAAGGUU